This is a messenger RNA of Oreochromis niloticus (Nile tilapia), 618 nucleotides long. RefSeq names its product synaptotagmin-5-like. Gene Ontology annotation, cellular component: membrane. The record is from RefSeq and is a predicted model, not a curated record. The transcript is spliced from 2 exons. Gene Ontology annotation, biological process: defense response to virus; immunological synapse formation; T cell mediated cytotoxicity. NCBI's taxonomy places the organism in Eukaryota, Metazoa, Chordata, Actinopteri, Cichliformes, Cichlidae. Bases 159 to 548 code for a protein of 129 amino acids. Gene Ontology annotation, molecular function: wide pore channel activity.
AAUUUAAAAUAAGAUUCAUAUUAUAUAAUGGUGAGAGUGGAGCAGGUUGUCUGGCCAUUGUAUUGUUGACAUAAAGCUGAUAAGUCAGCCUCUAAAACAUCCUGAACAGCAGGUAAUGUGGUGAGAGACAAGAUCAAGCUACAGCCUCCAGCAAAGCCAUGGACUCUAGUGUGCCCCUCGUCCUUAUGCUGCUCAUGUGCAGUUCAAUCAUAGUCGAAGCCCAACUGAAGGUGUAUGAUCUGCGAGCCAGCAAUCUUCCCACCGUUAUCCUGUUAACCACAGAUGCCUAUGUCACGGUGUCCUCUGGUUCUACUUCUCUGGGUAAAACAUCUGUUCGCUACAAUGACCCGAACCCCUGGUGGGAAGAGGAAUUCUCCUACUUCUAUGCUGAGGAAAAUGACAUGCUGACUCUCGAGGUUUGGGACUUGGACUUGCUCUUUGAUGAUCAGCUGGGAGUCUGCCAAAGGCAGCUCAAGGUGGGAACCUAUCAGCAUGACUGCUUCCUGACCAAAGGCGGGACUCUCCAUUACACUUAUACUCUUGGUUGAAACAAUCAGUAGGCAUGCAGAGAUUUGUAUGACGUCUGAUGUCCAUAGGCAGCCUUCAUUUACCACAGCU